AGCACUGUACUCUGCCAGUUGUCUCCGCUAUAUCCAAUCUGAGAGAGAGAGAGAGACAGCCAGAGAUAGAGAGAGAGAGCACGCGCGAUCUUGUGCGUUGGUGUGUUGAGCCGCGAGUGUUGUUGGUGUGUGUGAGUGUUGAGCGUGUGUUAGUGCACCACACAGUAGUUUUCCACGAGCGUUUUCCGAUAGGUUUUCUUCCGGUUUUCCGAGAUUGGACUGAGGACAUCACCCCGAAUUUGAAGAUGGCACGUGUUGCCUUGGGUCUCAACUGAUAGACCCAAUUGGAGCUCUCUGCUCUGGAAAAGAUGUGGUGAAAUGUUUGGCCGGUGGCAGGUGGUCACAGCGAGUGUGGCGUUGUGCUUUGCUCUGGCUCUGCUCCUAUCCGAAUGCAUCACCAACUGUCAAACCACGCCUACCGAUGACAUUUUUGAAAAUGGUAGAUCAGACAAAGAGAUUCUGGAUGCCUUGCUGAUGGCAACCCGCUACGACAAGAGACUCUUGCCUCCUGUCAGUGGAACACUGACGGUGAACAUGAGUGUACUCUUGCUCAGUCUUGCCUCUCCUGACGAAUCUAGUCUUAAAUACGAAGUGGAGUUCCUGCUACAGCAACAGUGGUACGACCCCAGACUCCGUUACUACAACCAGAGCAGCUAUGACUUCCUGAACGCCAUUCACCAUCACAACGAUGUGUGGCUGCCCGAUACCUACUUCAUAAUGCACGGUGACUUCAAGGAUCCACUCAUACCUGUUCACUUUGCGCUGCGUAUAUUCCGCAACGGCACUGUCAACUAUCUCAUGAGGCGUCACUUGAUAUUGUCGUGUCAGGGUGCUCUACACAUCUUCCCCUUCGAUGACCCACAGUGCUCAUUCGCUAUGGAAAGCAUAUCAUACGAGCAGUCAGCAAUUACGUACGUAUGGAAAAAUGACGAAGACACUCUGAGGAAAUCGCCGUCUCUCACCACUCUCAACGCCUACCUAAUACAGAACCAGACAAUCGCCUGCCCCACCAAGGCCAGUUGGAGAGCCAACAACCCAGCCUCGGGUAACUACAGCUGUCUGAAGGUGGAUUUGAUCUUCACACGUGACCGAGCCUUCUACUUUACAACGGUGUUCAUCCCUGGCAUAAUUCUGGUCACAUCUUCGUUCAUCACAUUCUGGCUAGAGUGGAACGCUGUGCCUGCCAGGGUUAUGAUUGGUGUAACAACAAUGCUCAACUUUUUCACGACAUCGAACGGCUUCCGUUCGACACUUCCGGUCGUGAGCAACCUGACCGCCAUGAACGUGUGGGAUGGCGUCUGCAUGUGCUUCAUCUACGCCAGUCUGCUCGAGUUCGUCUGCGUCAACUAUGUCGGUCGCAAACGACCGCUGCACAAUGUCGUCUAUCGGCCUGGCGAGAACCCUGUCACACAGCAUGUCAUACAGGGAGUUAAAAAGACUCGUCUGCCAGCCGUCUUGAGUCGGAUUGGCCUAAUUUUGGCCACGCCUCUGAUUCAGAGCUUGCGUCUCAAUAAUCGAGAUACGGGUGAUAAAAAGCCAGACUCGUCAGGUCCGAACGAGAUAGUGACCUGCACCAAUUGUGGACCCAAUCCGUGUACCCAUACCGCCAACAAUGGAUGUGCCACUGAGGUUAGAAAAAAGGAGCCUCCGCAUCCAAUUCGAGUGGCGAAAACUAUUGACGUUAUAGCGCGCAUCACUUUUCCAACUGCCUACGCUGUUUUCCUCAUUUUCUUUUUCAUUCACUACAAGGGCUUUUCAUAAUAAUAACGAUAGUCAAGCUCAGCGCGUCAACGUACUCCGUUUAGUCACCUCCUCAGCGUCAGCGUGUACUUCAUUUAGCAAUUUCUUUUGAACCAUCUUCAACGUCAACGUUUUAGCCACUUUUUUUUAACCAUCCUCAGCGUCAACGUGUACUUCAUUUAGCAACUUCUUUUGAACCAUCUUCAACGUCAACGUGUACCUACUUGUUUUAGCAACUUCUUUCUAACCAUCCUCAGCGUCAAGGUGUACAUCUUUCAACCACUUUUAAAAUCCUCAACGACAACGUGAACUGUUUUUAGCAACUUCUUUUGAACCAUCUUCAACGUCAACGUGUACUCGUUUUAGCAACUUCUUUCAAACCACCUCAGUGUCAACGUGUACUUCAUUCAGCAACUUCUUUUGAACCAUCUUCAACGUCAACGUGUUCUCGUUUUAGCAACUUCUUUCAAACCAACCUCAGUGUCAACGUGUACUUCAUUCAGCAACUUAUUUUGAACCAUCUUUAACGUGUACUCGUUUUAGCAACUUCUUUCAAACCAACCUCAGUGUCAACGUGUACUCGUUUUAGCAACUUCUUUUGAACCAUCUUCAACGUCAACGUGUACUCGUUUUAGCAACUUCUUUCAAACCAACCUCAGUGUCAACGUGUACUUCAUUCAGCAACUUCUUUUGAACCAUCUUCAACGUCAACGUGUUCUCGUUUUAGCAACUUCUUUCAACCAACUUCAGUGUCAACGUAGGUAUUUCUUUCUGCCACUUCUUUUGAACCAUCUACAAGAAAUAUGCAUAGUUUACAGAUGGAAUUGAAUAGAGAAUGCAUUUAUUCAAAUGCUAAUAGAUAUAUAAUUAUUAUUUAACGAAAAUCCUAAAUAAAUGCUGUAAAGCAUUCUUCUGCUGUAAAGCAGAAGAAGUCUUCGGGGUGAUUUACAGCAUUUAUUUAGGAUUUUCGUUAAAUAAUAAUUAAAUAUGCAUAGUAUCUAAAACAUCAAGGCAGUACCUACUUAACAUAACAAAGUAUGUAGGUGUCAUAAGUGGGCACUAAUCAAAGUCACCGUUAUUAAGGUCUGAUCAAGGUCUUCAUCAAGGUCUUCAUCAAGGUCUUCAUCAAGGUCUUCAUCAAGGUCUUGAUCAAGGUCUGAUCAAGGUCAUAAUAGUCACAGAUUCUAAGUCAUCAUAGUAACAGUUCAUAUGUGUUUAGAUAAUAGCAGCAAAUACUGGUUGAGACUGAAAUGUUGAGUCAAAUCUGAAGAGGAUAUUAUUAUAAUGGCAUUUUCUGUUCUAUAAUUGUAUUACAUUUUUUAUUCUUUUCAUAUUUUAUUGCGAAGUAUUUUAUUUUGUUUGUAUAGUGAAGGCUUCCCCAAGGCGCUCAAUUCCAAUGAGCUACUCCCUACAGCUCUUUAACAUUUUGAUAACUAGAUAUUGUCUAUUUAUAAUUAUUUGCUCACAAACUAGACAAAUAUAUAAAGAUUUUUGUAUGUAUUCAAUUGAAUUAUAAUCAUCUAUGACGGUGGACCCAAUACUUUGCCAAGCGGCCAAGCUUAAACAUUGAAAUCCUAUUAGGUGACUUUGAACACAUUAAAUAAUCAGGAAAUUGAAAAUUGAAGUACGGUACCCGUUAUUAUAAUUUUGAUGAAGUCUUGAUAAAUAAAAAAAGCCCUCACCAAAAAUUUAAUAUUAUAAAUAAUUAAUAGUCACUGUACUUCAGAUAGGUUUUACUAUUGGUUUGAAUCUGAUUUGACCUGGUUUUGACUUGAAGAUAUUCUUGGAUUGAAAGUAGAUUUUUUAUAAUGAUUGUUUUGUAGAAUUUGAUUAUGUUGAAUCAUAUUUUAUUAAUUUAGUAAUAUAAAGCAAGAAACAUCUCAAUUUGUUGUAGGAAUUCUCUCGAAAAAGUCCUAGAACAGAAAAUGUUGGUAAAUUGGAGUUAUCAGUUAUCAGACUAGUGGCUUACGGUACUAAAAACUUUGUUGAAAAAACGAAGUUUAGUACAUUUUAGUUUAAAUUAUUUUUUAUUCCUUGUGAUCUCCUACUCUACACUCUCUAGCCUUACUGUGAUGUUUUAUUUAAAUACCUGAUAGGUUUAGUUGAUCCUAUGAUAGAGUCUAUAAUUCAAACAAAAAUUGAAUUAUAAAAUUGAAGAAACUUCAUAUACGAAGGAUAAAUAUUUACAAAUAUAAAUUGGAUCUGUUACUAUUGGAUUUAUGAUAUUUUAAUAUGUGUGCUUUGUUGUUACCACUAAAAAAUUUUAAGAAAGGAGAGAAAACAUCAUUUUAUGCAAAAUUAUGGUUACCAGACGAACAAGAUUAAGUUUUAGUAUAUUAUUUAUCAUAUUACCAAAUUGUUAUUGAAUGAUAUAUUUAUGCUUUUUCAACUUGAUCAGUUACCAUAAGUUUAGUUCAAAUUUAUCUUAGAGUUGAAAUUGUAUUCGUUUUAGAGAUAUUACACUAAAUUUCCAAUCGUAUUCCUUGUUGAUUACAUUACUUGUUAUGUAUGAUAGAAAAAUGAUUAGCAAAGUAUGGCUUAUAUUCGAUAUUAUUGUUAAAAAUUGUUGCUAUAAAACUUUUAAAAAUCCUUGGAGAGAUUUGAAAAUUUGUAUUUAUUGAACUAAAAAAGGAGCGAAAUCUAUGAGUACAUGUUAUUCUUAGAAAGUUGAUAUUAUUGAUGAAGACAUUUUUAUAUUAAAUUUGGUGUAACAAUUAUUUAUUUUUGAAAAGUGAACUUGAAAAAUGUAGAUUACUGGAAGGCUUUACAGUCCUAGUAGUAAUCAUAGAUGAUAAAAAUCAUGGAGAAAUUUUGUUUCUCAACAUAUAAAAGAAAAACAAGAGGAGAAGUAAUUUAAAUUGAGGUUUACAAGAUGGUUAUGCCUUAUUCUAAUCAUCACUCAAUGAAAAUAAAUUUUAUUCUGAUCUUAUUUCAAAAACUUAUUGUCAGAUAAAUACUAAACAUCACUCAAUAAAAAUACAUUCUAUUUGUUUUGUUUCAAAAGCUUAAUGUCAGAUGAAUAAAGAGAAAAAUUUGAUGUAUUCCUGGAUAAAAUAUAUGUGAAUCCUAUUUCUGAAAAUCAAAUCAAUAAGACACCUCUCAGAGAAUUGUUUGCACAUUUAUAACUCAACACAACUAGCAUAAUUUUUUUUACAUCAAGAGUAUUUCACCCACCCUACAACUCACGUCCAUUUUAUUAAAAUCCAUGAAUUUUUCUCAAUUCCUUCCACAAAUUCGCCUAUUGCUGUUCAGUAGAAUCAAAUUUUCUAUUCGUCUUACUAUUAAGGGUAGUCUAGUGGUAUAAAAACAAGCAAAACCCAAAUAUUGAUAAUUAUAACUUGAGAAAUGUCUUUGUAAAUAUUUAAAAUAACUCUAAAACUUAUGAACUUGAGUGAAUAAUAAUGUAAUGAGUUGAAAAAUAAUAUUAUAUUAUAUAUAAUAUAUAUUAAUUAUAUAUUAUAUUAUAAAACACUACCCUAAUCGGCUCACACCAAUAAAUUUAAAUCAUUCUAUGUAUAAAUACUCGUAAUACCGGCGUUAUGUGUGGAAAUGAAUUCACACAAUUUUCACCGAAUUUUGUGUGAAGAAAUGUCGGCAACGUAAAAAACGUUUAUUGUAAAUUAUUUAAAACGGUUCAGUGGGCCAAAAAGUAUGAAAAAGGAUUGCUGUGUGUGUGAACUAACUUUGUAUUUUUAUCCAAGUAAACUAAGAUAAGAAGUACUAAUUUUUUAUCAGCAUGGUACUAUAUGAAGGUAUUAAUAGUGAUUGACCUACCACAAAAACAGUGACAUCUAAAGAACAAAAAUGAAUAGAAGAAAUAAAAUAAAUUUGGAUUCUGUGGUCAUCACUGGAGAGAUAAAAGAGAGCUGCAUACAUUAUAAGUCAUUCUCAUCAUUUGCUCUAGAAAUCUAGGUAAUAGAAAUUGCUCUAGAAAAUUGAUAAUUUGGUUUAAUUGAUAAAUGAUAAAUAAAUUGGUAAUUAUUGGUAAAUAAUUUGGUUUAAUUGAUGAAUUGUUAUUUGCUCUAGAAAUGAAUAAAUAAAUAAAUCUGAUCGGCAGGAAAUGCACCAGAGCACACUGCUAGAGUAUGUACUCUAAAUCACUCUAAAAUCUGUAUAAAAUAAGUUGAGGCUUUGACAAAUAGACAGUGUUGCCAAAUUGUGCGAAAUUUCAAUCUUCUCGUGUGACAGGAUGUACUCAAUUCGACAACACUGUCGAUGCAGAGUUGUCAAUUUGAAUACAUUCAGUCAUGUAGGCUUGCAUGGAAAGAUGGAAAUUUGGCAACACGCAUAAUUUGUUCAAGCCUCAACUAUUUUUUUUCACAAACAAGAUUUUUGUAGCUAAAUGGAUAACAUAAAUUAUAAGUUGAUAAUAUAGGUAAAGAUAUACGUUUUUUAAGAGUUGAUUAUCAAGUACCUACUUAUCAUAGGUACUACUUCAUUACCAGAGUAAUAUGAAAUGGAUAGUUCCAUUUCAAUGAAUCUUAAAUAAUUAUGAAAACUCAAAGAAUAUUUAAUCUACAAAAGUGGAUCGAUAAAUCUUGCUAUUAAAAUAUUAUUGAAUUAGGUAGGUACUCCAUACUGAAAACUAUUACCGUAACAGUUUGGACAGUUUCAAAAUUGAAUUAUUUUAAUUUUUGCUGUUGGUGAAGUACCGGUACAUAAAUGCGUCUUUUCUGUACAAUGAGGGACUAAAUAAUUAUUAUAUCUCAGUGUAUUUACAGGUCAAGGUACUAGAGUUGGAAAAAGAAGCUGAAAAUUAUAGGCCUUGUGAAGAAAAUUAUUAUGAAAGGGGUCAAUAUACUAUUAGUUUAAAUAUGAUGAACCUUCAGUAUUAGGUAAUUUAUUUCCAAGAGGCUUGAUGAGAAUGACUUGUUUUGGAUGUAGAAUAUUUGGAGAAAAUUAAUUAACGACUUCUAUGUACAUUUUGUAGUCUAGAGCAUUUUUAAAAUAUUGUUCUCGUUAAGAAAACAAAAAGCUGAUUGUUUAGUUCAAACUAUUUAUAUUUUUCAUUCGACCUACCUUAAUAAAGUUUUACAAUACUACGUCAAAAUGCGGUGAUAUUCUAUUUGUAAACUUAGUAACAAAGAUGCUUUACAAAUCGCUGCUUCUAAUGAAUAUGAUAGAGCUAGAUUUAUAGUAAUUUAUAAAUAGAUAUUUCAAAUUUGUUAUCAUCUGUCAUUGUUGAUAAGAAGCAUAGCAUAAAGCACGCUUGAAUAUUUUAUUAAGUGGGAAAUUUUCUUCUAAAUUUCAGCCAUCUACCAUUGGCAAGCCUGUUUUUGUGAUAGUAGUUAUUGUUUGAAAAAUAUUGAUAUUAAUUGUUACCUGUAAUCACUAUAUUCACUAUAUUUAUCUCAAGUGCACUAUUCGGACCCAAAAAUGCCUUCUUGCCUGCCUUUGAAACAUUAUAUUUAUUGUUGUACCUAGCUAUACUAAUUGCACAUAAAUUUAAUCAUAAGACAAUUAUUGUUUGUUAUAAUGAAUUUAUCAAGUAUUGUCAAUGUUUAUUCAGAAUUCUUCAACAUUGAUAUAUGUUGUCCUGUUUGUUAUCACUGUUGUUAAGUAAUGAACCAUCAUAAUUUCGUGGAAAGUGAGAUGGAUAAUCCAUGUUCUGUAUUAUUGUGAAAGAGAUGUCCAUAUUGAAUGGUUACAUGAUUGACCCGUGAUUAUUAUUAAUUUGGUUGAGGAGAUCCUAUGACAUUUUUAUAUUUUAAAAAAUUAUAAUUUGACUACACAACUAAUAAUUUUAAACAUUGAUUAAUUAUUUGUUCUCAUAUGAAUUUAUAUCUAACUGAUAUAUAUUUUAGUCAACUAUCACAAUAAAUAGUGUUUUUUUUUAAAUGAACUACAUUAGAAUGUAGGCUGUUAUCCUGAACAACAACAUCGACUACACGCUUUUGGUGUUUUUGUAUUAUUUAUUUAAAAUUUGAAAACACCAAAGCUUCUAAAAUAAUUGUGCCUUUUUGCUUUCUGCAUUUCUAAUCUAGAAUAGACAAAAAAUGGAAACGAACAAGUUUCAAAUUUGAACGAUUCAAAAUAUGAAAACAUAGCCGGAGGUAAGGUGAUGCAAAAGAAUUGAUCACAAAGUUUAUAGAUUUAUUGUUUCAUAAUAAUAUAGACUAUUAUUAUUUGUUAUUUCAAUAUUAUAAUUUGUAAUAUUCCUAUUACAAAAAAUAAACAGAGCUUUUUUGAAUCUGAUUGGUAGAUUAGUUAUUUUCAAAUCACAAUCAUACUGAAUGGAAUCAUCAUUCAUGAUUAUUAAUUAUUGCUUACAAUAAAUAUAUUUUUUGUAACUUCUUCUAUCAUUCAUUUACAAUUGACAAUUAUUUGUUGUUUAUAAGAAGUUAUGUGAAAUAAAUCCACCACCAACCGGCUAAACUAUGCAAUAAGAAAUAAUACCAAUAAAUAAUAUUGUAAUAAUUAUACCUCAUUCUUAAAUUUUAUCAACAUAUAUAUUUGCACAACUCUUGUAUAAACACGUAUGCCUUUUUCACUUGUACGAAAAUUAUAUAAAUAUAUUUAUUUCUUGAGCAUUGUUAUACUACUCUGUAUAUGUCUAGGCCCUUGAAAUCAUGAUGUUAAUCUAGGAUAGUUAUGAAGUUUAAUAUUUGAGUUUAAAGAGAGAGCUAUGUAAAUAUAGAAAUAACCAUGUAAUCAUGCUAUUUUGAUGGAGUUAAUUAUUAGGUGACAAAGUCUUUUCUAAGUUGGCUACUGAAGUAUAAAUUUAUUGUUCUAUCUAUAAGAGUAGUAACGGUUACCAAAGGAGUGAAUUUUUCUGUGGAUCAAUUUUUUCAAUAAUUUUGUUUUUGAUUCUCAUUGAGCUUCUCAAAUUAUUUUGGAAAUGUGAAAAAACGUUUUCCAGAUCAUGGUUGAAGAAUCUUGUACAAAAUGUAAAAUAACACAACUAUUUCAUCAUUCUACUAUCAUAAAAGAAGAGAACUCUCUCAUAUAUAUUUAAACAAGCGACCUGUAAAUAAUAGUCAUAAUAAUAAUGUAAUAGUAACUCGAAUACAAUUUCCGUUACAAUAUUUUUUUUUGUGAGUGUGAUUGUGAAUUCGAUAAAGUGUGAAUUUUAUAAAAAUAAACUAUUGUAAGUUAUUCAAAUUUUGGUAGAUGGCUUUAAAAAGUAGUUUUGUCAUUCUUAUGGGAGAAAAUAAUAAUGUAAUUCAGAUGAGAUUUUUACACACAACUGAGAAUUUAUCAGUAAUGACGAAUUCUAGAGGUAUUCACAUUUUUUGUAUCUAUGAAGACAACAUCUCUAAAUAUUUUUUUUUGUGAGAAACAUUUUUCACACCUAUUUUUUUCAAAAGUAUAGGUUACAUAUUUUAAUUUUUAUCAUUUGUAGAUAAUAAAUCCAAGAGAAAAAUACCUUGUUUCCACCUAUGAUUUCCAGUCAAGAACAGCAUAAUUUCUAUCAUAGUUGAUAUGUUUUUAUCAAUGUUCUUAUGUUCCCUAGUCAAUAUAUUUAAAUAUCAAUUGACAGAGCUAUCUCUGGAAUAAAGAAUAAAAGCUGCCUUAUAAAAAUUAAUGGUAAACAUUAAUGCAAUGUGCUGUCGUGAAUUGAUGAGAGUUAUUAUAGAUGUGUCAUUUAAUUGGCCACCAUACUUCUUAUUAAUUAUUCGUCAAGAUCAUAAAGAAUAAUCAAAAAUCAACGAUAAAUAUGUGUAAAAUAAUAGCAAUUUACCCAAACUUUUAAUAUGAUAUUGAUUUGAAUUUAUCAAUUCUACAAACCAUGGAGCAAAUUAGAAUUAGUUAUGCACUCUUCUUAACAGUAUAAAAUAGGCAAUAAUAACUGAAGUAGUUAAUAGAAAUACAUUAUUAGAAUAUUUCUCAUUGGUUUGUUCCAUAAUGAUUUCUCACAAAUUCAAUUGUUAGCCAUGUGCAUUCUCAUCUUUCAGAUAGAUUGAGCUUUUUCAAAUAGAUAAAUAAUUUGUAGGAUGGAAUGCGUGUAAAGGAAGGUUGUUUCUAUGAUGCUAUUGAAUAAUUUAACUAUGAUGCUUUCAAUGUGUCAACGGAAUUAUUCUUAUUGGAAAUUUCAAUUCUGCAAUAGACCACUAUAGUGAUGUCCACGUUAUAAUGGCAGUCAUUGAUUCACAUCGGUGUUGCUGGCCUUGUUUAUCAUUCGGCAAAGCAGAUGGCGAUAUCCUUUUCUAGCUUUGCAGCGUUGCAAGCACCGUUGUUAAACUAAUUAACAAAAUAUUCAAUCUCAAUUAUGGGAAUGUAUUAUUCAAUCAUUGAAAAAUAUAUUUUAUUGACGAAUAAAAUUUAGUUGAUUAUUUUGAAGCAAAAAUGAACUGUUAUAUAUUACAUCCGAUAUUCUAGUAUCAGCUAUACUCUAUAGAAGACAGAGAAUCGGGUCCCCUAUCUGUCUCUCUCAUUAUAACGUGGACCUCACUAUAGAAUUUUUUAUGUUUCUGAUUGGUAGAGAAAUAAACUAUAGUGAAUUCGAGCAGAUGUUUAAAUGCUGCAUGCUAGACGGUGCUAUAUCUGGAGUGUUAAGUGUUUCCCGAUUUGAAAUAAACUGAUAAUUAUUGUUGGAAUAAAUCGAUAGAUUUGUAAAUUUGUAACAAUUGAUGCCGUUUUUCAAAUCUCAUUGUCAAUCUUGUGAAUAUUGCCCAAUCACUGCAUAAGAUUAAUGAUAAAAACUAGUCAUGAUAGCCGAUGGAAUUUUGGCAUUUAACAAAUUUGAACUCGUCUAUUUUUCACUUUUUCACACAAUCAAAUUCUAGUAAUAUUCUUAUUGACUGACCAAGUUGCUAGUUCAGUACUGCAAACAGUCAUUUUUGUAUUUUUAGAGCACUUUAAACAUUAAUCAUAAUUACUACUAUACAACGAUGCAUAUUGUUCAUCUCUGUACAUUUGGAUAAUUCUUACACUGAUUGUACUCUACGAUCUAUGAAUUUAAAUAUUUACUGUAGGUGUUUCCAAUAUUAAAAUAUGAUGAAAAUGUGUUAUGUAAAUAAUAUUGUAAAUAUAGGCUAUUUCAUCCUUGUAUAUUUUAUGAUCAUGACUUUCAAUAAAAGAUUAUGAUACACAUUAAUAAAAAAUGA
Molecule: messenger RNA, 10787 nt
Organism: Nilaparvata lugens (brown planthopper)
Lineage: Eukaryota; Metazoa; Arthropoda; Insecta; Hemiptera; Delphacidae
Gene: pHCl-1
Product: glutamate-gated chloride channel
Biological process (GO): chemical synaptic transmission; signal transduction; regulation of membrane potential
Cellular component (GO): neuron projection; membrane; synapse
Molecular function (GO): neurotransmitter receptor activity; extracellular ligand-gated monoatomic ion channel activity; chloride channel activity
Source: RefSeq, a predicted model, not a curated record